GGGCCUGCCAGGGCCGUCCGGGCGCCCGGUGGGGUGUCCCCCUGCGCUGGCGCCGCGCGGCCGCGAGGGGGUCCGGCAGGCUACCCGUCGCUCAUGGCGGCCGCGGGCAGCGUUCCGCAGUCCCUGAAAGAGACCAUCAAGGAGAAGAUAGCGACCGCGCUGAAGGACAACCUUAAGCUCGAGGAGAAGGAGUUCGUCAACCCGUGGUCGAACCAGGACAAGGCCUCGGUGCUGCAGCAGACGCGGUGCUUCAGCGACACGCCCAUCGACUCGGAGAAGUGCAUGCAGCUCAUCACGCGGGUGCUCUAUCUGCUGCAGCAGGGGGAGAAGUUCACCUCGCAGGAGCUCACCGACCUCUUCUUCGGCUGCACCAAGCUCUUCCAGGUGAGCAGCACCAGGCUAAGGCGGAUGGUCUUCCUGGUGAUCAAGGAGCUGGAGCCCCCAGACGAGAUCGCCUUUAUUGUGGCCUCCAGCCUGAUCAAGGACGCUCACGCGCGACGCGCGUGCGCAUUGGCGUCCCCACCUUUUUCAUUUU
This is a messenger RNA of Prorocentrum cordatum, 535 nucleotides long. NCBI's taxonomy places the organism in Eukaryota, Dinophyceae, Prorocentrales, Prorocentraceae. The record is from the annotation of a GenBank genome assembly.